AUGGUCACAGACUGGAAAGCUACAGCUCUUGCAAAGAGACAGGCCAUUCUCGACUCGAUACCAGAACGCUGGCGCCUAUCGAAGAUUCCUUCGGUGGAAGAGCAGAAAGACGUGACAGGAUCAUACAUACAGCAGUUCCUAGAGUCGAAGGAAAUCGAUAUCACUGAGACUGAUGCUGUUGGAAUCGCCGAAAAGGUAGCAGCAGGAGAGUGGUCUGCUGUCGAUGUUACGCAGGCGUUCUGCCACAGAGCUUCACUAGCACAUCAGCUCGUAAACUGCCUACACGAGACCUUUUUUGAUGCUGCCAUUGCCGACGCGAAAGCCCUCGACGCCCACUACGCCGAGCACAAGAAGACAAAAGGUCCACUGCAUGGCGUGCCUGUUUCACUGAAGGAUCAAUUCCAUGUUAAAGAUGUGGAGACCACAAUGGGUUAUGUUGGGUGGAUUGGCACGCAUGAAGGCAAAAGUGGUGAUCCAAAAUACAAGACUUACGAGAGUGAGAUGGUGAGGGAGUUGCGCGACUUGGGCGCGAUACUUUAUUGCAAGACGAGCGUUCCACAUACACUCAUGGCUGGCGAGACUGUAAACAACAUCAUUGGUUACACGUGGAAUCCUAAGGAUCGAUUCCUCUGCUCAGGUGGAAGUUCAGGUGGUGAGGGAGCCUUGAUUGGUUUAAAAGGAUCACCAGUCGGACUCGGUACAGAUAUCGGAGGCUCAAUUAGGAUUCCUGCCGCCUUUAACGGCUUGUAUGGCAUUCGACCAAGUGUGGGAAGGAUGCCCUACGAGGGCAUGGCCAACUCGAUGGAUGGCCAGAACAGUGUUUUGUCGGUCGUUGGUCCGCUGGGCACUACAGCGAGAUCUCUCAAGCUUGUUGUAAAGUCGAUCCUGUCUCAAGAACCUUGGCGUCACGACCCAAAUGUUGUGGAAAUUCCAUGGAGGGACAGUCAGGAGAAAGAGGUUUGGGAUACUGUCGAUGGCUCGACAGGCCAGCUGACCUUCGGACUGAUGAAGACGGACAAUAUUGUGAAUCCACAACCACCGGUAGCACGAGCACUUCAAAUGGUAGUCAGAGCUGUCGAAAAAGCUGGCCACAAAGUCAUUUCGUGGGAGUCGCCAGCACAUACCGAUGGAUUGACCGCCACCCUCAAGACAUGGACUCUUGAUGGUGGCAGAGACAUACACGAUUCCUUCGCCCUUUCUGGUGAAUCAAUCGCUGACCAGAUCAAAAUAGCCUAUGGAGAUGUUGCUAAAGAAGAAAAAACAGCUUCAUUCAUUGCCAAAAACAACGUCGCCCUCCGUCAAUGGAAGAAGCAAUACAUGGACGCCUGGAAUGCCACAGUGUCUACCACUGGUACGGGCAGACCUAUUGAUGCUAUCAUCGCACCCUUAGCACCAUAUCCAGCAGCACGACCGAAGAAGUACAAAUGGUAUGGAUAUUCUGUCUUCGUCAAUGGGCUGGACUAUACAUCCGUUGUGGUACCCGUCACAAUCGCAGACAAGAACGUUGACAAGUACGAAGACGACUACCGACCUAUCAACGACCAAGACAAAGAGUGCUACGAAGACUAUGACGCGGAGAUGUACGAUGGAGCCCAUGUGGCUGUCCAGCUCAUCGGCAGACGAUUCCAGGAAGAGAAGAUGCUGGCUCUAGCGGAGUACAUGGGACAAAUAUUGAAGUCUGGAAAGGCUUGA
Molecule: messenger RNA, 1692 nt
Organism: Lithohypha guttulata
Lineage: Eukaryota; Fungi; Ascomycota; Eurotiomycetes; Chaetothyriales; Trichomeriaceae
Exons: 3
Coding region: 1-1692 (563 amino acids)
Source: RefSeq, a predicted model, not a curated record